Messenger RNA from Wasmannia auropunctata (little fire ant), 832 nucleotides. It is a transcript of the gene B9d2, whose product is annotated as B9 domain-containing protein 2. Bases 293 to 820 code for a protein of 175 amino acids. Gene Ontology annotation, biological process: cilium assembly. NCBI's taxonomy places the organism in Eukaryota, Metazoa, Arthropoda, Insecta, Hymenoptera, Formicidae. Gene Ontology annotation, cellular component: MKS complex. The transcript is spliced from 4 exons. The record is from RefSeq and is a predicted model, not a curated record.
AUCAUUGCCUGUUACUAGCUUUGUUGCCAUAGCGACUUGUCAGUCAACAUUGGAAAUCAGUCAGUAACGCUAUCAGUUGUGAGUGAAAAGGUCUUUAAGAAAAUUUGGGCUGUAUAAUAUCAGCUAAAAGUUGAAAACCACAAAAAAAAACAACAUACAACAAAUUUUGGAAUGCACCUUGAAACCAACUGCAAAAAAACAAAACAAAUAAUUUGGCUUAUGCAGCACAACGAUCAUAUUUUGUUGCAGUUUUAAAUAGCUUUACUUAACAAUUGCAACAUGAUUUUAUGGAAUGGCCGAGUUGCAUAUAAUUGGACAAGUUUCAUCCGCAAAAAGUUUUAAACAAUCACAUCUAUUCUGCAAAUGGAAUUUUUACGUUGGUAAUGGUUGGAAAAUUAUAUCAGGGCGUGAAGAAGGACAAACGCAAGAAAGUUGUGAUCUUUAUACUAAUAAUCCGGUUUGGGAUCAUCCUAUAGAUUUGCAUUAUACAACUCAGACUUUACAAAAUUCUCCGAAAUUAUUACUACAAGUGUUUUGCAGAGAUAAUUACGGAAGAAUAAUAUUUCUUUCAUAUGGAGUAUACAAUGUUCCAUUAUCACCUGGUUCUUACGUUUUAAAUUGUCAUACAUGGAAACCUAUUGGUACUUGGAAAGAUAGACUAUGUGAUAAAUUCCUAGGAAAAAGUUUACAACUAAAAUCACCUAAUGUUUUAAUCAAUACAUUAGAUAGAUUUGAAAUACUAACACAAAGUAUGGGAACAGUGAUUGUUCACUUACAUGUCUUGACAAGAAAUUUUGAGAAAUUUGGAUGUCAGAUGUGAACAAAUAAUUGU